Diospyros lotus (date-plum) is the source of this 1674-nucleotide messenger RNA. Its product is annotated as transcription factor SPATULA-like. Gene Ontology annotation, cellular component: nucleus. Gene Ontology annotation, molecular function: protein dimerization activity. The coding region runs from base 378 to 1421 and encodes 347 amino acids. NCBI's taxonomy places the organism in Eukaryota, Viridiplantae, Streptophyta, Magnoliopsida, Ericales, Ebenaceae. The transcript is spliced from 7 exons. The record is from RefSeq and is a predicted model, not a curated record.
AUAGCUCUCUGUCUCUCUCCACUUAGUUAUCUUACUGAAUCGUCAUCUCUUCUCUCUCUCUCUCUCUCUCUCUCUCUCCACUGAAUUAUCUUAUUGAAUCGUCAUUUGAUUGUAUAUAUACCCGCCCACAAAGUCCAUGCGAUUUGCUGUCGCGGCUGAGCACUGUUGGAGAGUGGAACAGAUGAAUGGGUUCAUGAGGGAUGGGCAGCGAGAUAAAUGAGAGACCAGAGCAAAACCCAAAAUGCCCGAGAGGGAAUCCGAAAUGGGUUUUGCAGAAAUAGAGAAAGAAAGUUGAAUCUUUAACUGGGUUUCCGGAUUUUCUCACUCUAAAUCACUGAUCUCUGUUUAUAUAUAUAUAUAUAUAUACGUAAUCUACAAUGGCCGAUAUGUACAACACCACCUGUUCUUCGUCUUCCUCUCCGCCUGAGCCGGACUACUACUCUCUUUUCCUUCACCAAUUCCUCCGAUCAUCAUCGUCACCAUCACCUUCUUUUCCUGCUGUCGUACAAAACCCACAUCGUGCUAUCCAGUCCUCCGUGCCUUCUUGGCCGGAACGCCAGCUCGCCGACCGGAUCUGCAUUGCGGAGCCAUCUUCCUUCGGCCAUUUUCCGACGAACAUGUCUUCCUCGUCCGUCGGAACCAUCGAGAAUGAUCCCGACGAGUGCGACUGCGAGAGCAAGGAGGGUUUUGAAGCUCUGGUUGAAGAGAUAACAGCAAAGGCGGCUCCGCCCCGUAAUUCAUCCAAGAGAAGCAGAGCAGCCGAAGUUCAUAACUUGUCUGAAAAGAGGAGGAGGAGCCGGAUCAAUGAGAAAAUGAAAGCAUUGCAGAAUCUCAUCCCAAAUUCGAACAAGACCGAUAAGGCAUCGAUGCUCGAUGAAGCCAUUGAGUACCUCAAGCAGCUUCAGCUCCAAGUACAGAUGUUAACCAUGAGAAAUGGGUUAAGUUUGUAUCCUAUGUGCCCACCUGGAGUCUUGCAGCCAGAACACCUCUCUCAGAUAAAAGUGAACUUUGAUGAAGGAAAUGGACCCCUGAAUAUGGACGUAACCGGCAUACUUCCUGUAAACCAAGAAAACCCAACAAAUACUCUCUUUAUUAUACCUAGCCAAAGUACCAACCCAGCUCAGUUAUCAGCAGCCGACUUAUCUACUAUUAUCAACGUUGAAACUCCAUUUGGGAUGGAACCAUUGAUCCAAGAUCAGCGUAGACCUUUCCAACUCCACACAUCAUCUGAAGUAAAGGAAAUCCACAGGGAGGAAGUGAUGCCUCAUCAACGACUUGUUAUCGACUAUUCUCGAUCAAAUCAAUCAGCAUCUGGUGCGAAGGACAACACGCUGGAAGCAAGCAUCCUGGGAAAAGAGAGGCCAGAAAGCUUGAUCCUGUCAAAUUUUGACAGAGACUCAACUCUGGCUCCCCCAUUUUAAUGGGUAAACGUGCUUCCAAUGGAAAGGUCUUUGCUUUGUUCAUGGCAAUUUCUCUAGGCUAAUCUUUUCUGUGUCUUAUUAGUCUGUAUGACAUUGUUCAUCUUAGUUGUCUGGAAACUGUGCAAAAAUAUGUUGAUGAUAAAUGCAGCUAACUGAUUUCUGUCGCCUUUGUGGUAACUGAUCUGUGAAAGGCAAAAGGGCCUCAGCUUCGAGCUUCUAAUUGUCAUAAUUUAUGAGCCUUUGCAUGAACUCA